Molecule: messenger RNA, 3493 nt
Organism: Blastomyces dermatitidis ER-3
Lineage: Eukaryota; Fungi; Ascomycota; Eurotiomycetes; Onygenales; Ajellomycetaceae
Product: transcription factor RfeF
Exons: 6
Coding region: 1585-3306 (573 amino acids)
Source: RefSeq, a predicted model, not a curated record
GUUUGAUUCACUUGGUUUUUAGUAUUCAUCUUCCUGCAUUUCUUUGACAGAGACUAAGAAUGCACCAAAACAAGUAUCCCAGUUUUGGAAGAGUUGUGCAUGGAAAGAUGACAUAUUUUCUUCUAGUUGACAUAAUCUACUGCAUCCGCACUCUCUUAAUAUGUGAAAUAUGGGAAUGCAAAACCCCAGGAAUACUCAACAAUAAAGUCAGCCUUGAAAGUAGAAUCCACCAACCAGCUAUAUAAUAGUUACCUGGGGAGUUAACGCGUUCUGCAAAACAACUGCAACAGCAACAACUCCAGACACCAUGCAGCACAUGAGUGUGUCAUUUGCUCCUUUGUUGUUGUUGUUGUUGUUGUCGUUGUGAAAAGAAAGAAAUGUAUAUCUCCCUGUUGAUAGGCUCAACAAUGGGGCGGUGCAGAACCCCGCCAACAAGUUCGUUAGUACGGCAAUGACAUAACUAAUGUGGCUUGUGCACGCUGUGGCUAUGCAGCGUAUUUCCUCUGAUGAAUGACAGAUUGGAUUAUACUGUGCUGUAUACGUUGGGGACAGGCAGAUCCUGGGGGACAUCAUGGGCUACGGGCUGUUGUUAGUGGUGUUUGCAAUAUGGUGCGGCUGAACAGAGAAAUAUACAGUACAUAUCAGAUGUUACUAUCCCAUCCCCACGUGGUGAUACCCCGUUCAAGGACUGUCUGUUCGAAGAAUCUUGUUUGUAGAUAUAAAGUUAUAUGAUUAUUAUUUACGGUAAAACACGUAUUAUCAAUGUCACGCUUGGGCUCUCGCCGGAAUAUCCUCCCAGCCCAGCCAGUCUUCUUUUUAUAUAUUUAACACGCUCUGUCUCUCCCUCCUUUGCCCCAUUCCCUGCUUUUCUCCCUCUAUUCCUCUCCCCCAUCCAUAUACCAUUCUGUAAACCUCGCGCUCUCCAUUUCCUCUCGUUUCUAGGACUGACUUUCGACUCUCCCAGACUUCAACAUGGGUCUCGCUUCAAAGAUGGCUGCGGCCCAACAGGCUGGAGGUGCUCCCCCGCGGUCAGGAUAUCCAGGUGUUCCUCCGCCCGCUGGAGGUGCGCCUAGACCGGGUCAACCAGGCGCAUAUGUAAGUACUGCCCAUGAACAUAGCAAAUUAUCAUAUCAUAUCAUAUCAUAUGCUGUGGCGAAGUGGAAGCUUCUGACUGAUGUCAUGGGCUGGCUGUGUACGAGAGUUUCUGACGCUGACUGACUGGCCAUAUUCCGUUGCAGCCUGGACAGACCCAGCAAUACCAGGCGUAUCCGGGCCCGACACCAACUCCACCUCCCGCGGUAAGCAAAUCACAGUUCUCUACCAGUCGCCAACACCCACCCCGCGCUAGUUUUCCUGUUGCUUUGAUAAGUUAAAAAAGAAGAAAACGAAAAAUAAAAUCCUGCCCAAUAUUGUUUUGCUUCCUCUCAACUACAUCAUCGUCAUCUCGUGUUGUUGUUCUUCAUCUGCUUCCCAUCUUUGUCCUUUUCUGUCUACUGUUGCCCAUCGGCCUUCCUUUCAACAAAUAAAUCUCACCUGGAAACGAGCCGCUUUUUGAAUUCUCCCGUUCUUUGCUUCCCCGUUACCAUGCAUCGUCCGUUUAGCCAACAACAGUAUCCUGGACAGCCCUACACGAACCCGCCGCAACAACCCCCUUACCCCACGUCGUCUCAACCACCACCACCACCGCCACAACAACAAUACCAACAUCAAUAUGGACGACCAGGGAUAACUUCGACUCCUUCUCCAGCUCCAGGCUACCAGGGAUCUCCUCACCCUGCUUCCCCAUCGCCAUAUCAGAACCCUCAACAACCCCACCAACCUAGUAUAUCACCAAUACCACCUCAUUCGCCAUACCAACAGCCAUAUCAACAGCCUACCUAUGGACAGCAGCAACAACAGCAGCCUUAUGGAGUGCCUCCGCAACAAACCCCUUAUGGCCAAUCCUACAACCAGCAGUAUCCUCAACAACAGCAGCAACCCUACCCACAGAGCCAAGCCCCAUACGGACAGCGACCAGGGCAAUAUCCUCCCCAGGCGGCGCCAGGUUAUCCCCCUCAGGGGCAUCCUCCCCAGGGAGCUCCACAAUAUGGCGCCCCGCCUCCCCAAGCUGGACCCCAUGUGAUUGCCGCCUAUAAGCAAAUCCUCAUGAGUACUAUUCAGGAAAAGAAUCUUCAUGCAAUGUACCCACCCAAUUCGCCUGUCCUCGAUCAAAUUGCUUCUCGAGUUACCACGCAGAUUGAUCAGCUCUGCGCCACAUGGCGUGUCCCGCGUGAAGUGGGGCAGGAUAUCCUCAAACUCGCCCUGUUCGAUGUCAUUCUCUUUAUCGAUGACAGCGGCUCCAUGCAGUUUGAAGAAGGGGGCGAGCGCAUCAAGGAUCUCAAAUUGAUCCUCAGCCGCGUCACCUAUGCCGCAACGCUAUUUGACGACGACGGCAUCCAGAUUCGCUUCAUGAACUCUGACUUACAGGGAGAUAACAUCCGCAAUGAACAGCAGAUCGAACACCUCAUCAGUACCAUUAAGUUCUCCGGCCUGACUCCAAUGGGAUCCAGCUUGAGGGCUAAGGUCUUGGAGCCGUUGGUGAUCGCGCCCGCCAAAGCUGGUCAGCUGAAGAAACCCGUCUUGGUCAUUACCAUCACCGAUGGACAGCCUGCUGGAGAAAGGCAUGGCGCCGUAUCCGAUGCUAUUCGAUUCGCGAGCUCCGAACUGAGAGCACUCCCGCAGUAUGGACCUGGCGCUAUUUCCUUCCAGUUUGCGCAGGUUGGGAAUGACUUGAAAGCGCGCGAAUUCCUAAGCAAACUCGACGAGGAGCCUGGUAUUGGUGAACUCAUUGACUGCACAUCCAACUUUGAAGUCGAGCAAGAUGAAAUGUCCCGCGCCAACCCUCCAGUUGACCUAACCCCAGAACUAUGGCUCACAAAAAUGAUCCUCGGCGCCAUCGACUCCUCCUACGACACCAAAGACGAGAAAUCCAAUCGCCCCUCCGCCGGUGGCCACCCCCCCAUGCCCCCACAAUCCCAAUACGGCGCACCCCCAGGCCAAUACGGCACUCCGCCCCCACAGGGCCAACAACCGCCCUACGGCGGAUACCCAGGAGCCGGAGGCGCCCCGCCGCCCCCGCAACAGGGCGGAUAUGGCGGCUACGGACAGCAGCAGCAGCCGCCACCACAGCAGGGAGGGUAUGGCCAACAGCCACCGCCGCAGCAGGGGGGUUAUGGUCAGCAGCCGCCGCAGCAUGGAGGGUACGGGCAGGGUGGGUAUCCGCCGCAGGGGGGUUAUGGCGGUGGAGGUGCGCCGCCGCGGUAUUAGGGGCAAGGAGGUGAAAGGGGGGUAGUUAGUUAGCUUGCGUGUUUCCCUUCAAAUUUCUAUAAGAGAUUGAUGAAAAUGGGCUCUUGCCUUGAGUUGUUUGUGUGUUUGUGCCUUUUGGGCCAUGUUAUGAUGGGUCUCUUCUCAUGAUAUGUUUCUUUUCUUUUUUUUUUUUUUUUUUUUUUUUUUU